UGUAUUUUGCUUGUGUUUUGCCAUACCGUUAGCUGCAGCGAGCAGGAACCGAAAUAUCGCGUUUUUAAGUUAGGUCUAUCUUCGCUUGUGGUAAUAGGCUACUUUCCUAUGAGGCUACUAGCCUCAUAGUAAUGCAACAGCAAUUAAAUCAGGAUUGUGUUCACACGAUGCAGAGGAAAAACAGAUAGGCUAGCAUAUAGUAUCUUUCUUUUGAUCAAAGACAUAAGCCUACCUAUAAAUGUUAUCUGCUAUAGGCAUAUAUUUUAACGGUAGCAAAUAAUGUUAAAAUGGAUAUGAAAGCCUCAGCAGAAUUGCAAUCUGUGUCUCGGUCAAAGGACAAAGAAGAUGUCCAGUGUUUACAUGUCCAGAACUGGCAACUGCCUGAGAACUUGAAACCGUCUUUCAGUUCUGCAGAGGAAGAAAUUAAUACUAAGGGGGAAAUUUUAUACCUUUACCUUCAUUCAAAAGACAGCGGGAUACCCAAAGACAAUGCAAAGGAAGUUGUGUACAACGGCUUGAGAAAUCAAGGAGCAACCUGCUAUCUGAACUCAGCUUUACAGGUUCUCUUUAUGACCAAAGAGUUCCGACAGGCAGUAGAAAGUUCACAGAUCACUCCAAAUGAAAAUGUAUUUUACCAUCUACAACAACUAUUUAAAGAUCUAAAAAGUGAUAGUGUGUCUCCUGUCAACAUAACCAGAAGUCUCUCCAUUGAAAACGUUUUUGAACAGCAAGAUGCAGUGGAGUGGUUUGAGAAAAUCUUGAGUGAGGUGUCACAUGAUGUCUCCCAGGUCUAUGAGGGAAGAUGGCAAAAAACACUGAGGUGCCUGAAGAGAGAUCAUGACGCAUGUCAUGAAGAUAACAAUUUUUUUUCACUUCCACUCUCCAUUGAUGCUGAACAUAAUGACGUUUUCAAUGUGGUUGAUGGUCUUCAAGCCUUCUUUAAAACCACAACGUUUGAUGAGGACAACUGGAUGUACUGUGAUGACUGUGAUGAGAAAACAGACACUGAAAUUAGUUUCAGUGUUCAGAAGUAUCCCACGAUACUGAAUCUGCACCUCAAGCGCUUUUACUUUGACUACAUGACAAUGGGAUAUCAGAAGAACUGCUGCCCUGUGGACAUCCCCCCUACUCUGGACUACUUUAAGAGUUGCACGUAUGACCUGUAUGGCGUCAUCAACCACAGUGGUGUGUAUGGAAGUGGACACUACUGGGCCAACAUUAAGUCUUCUGAGAAUAAUAACUGGUAUUCCUUUGAUGACUCUCACGUGGCAAAGAUCACAGACACAGACUUCUUAGAAAGGUCAAGGACUGCAUACAUGAUUGUGUACAGGAAAAGAGAAUUGUCACCUUCAUCACCUCAGCAAGAAGAAAAUAACAUGGAGAGCAGUACUGUGGAAUCCCUCAAGAUCACAACAGCAGAAGAGAUGAGACAAAGUAUGCUUGAGGAAAUUAAGAACAACACAGCUUCCGAAAAACAAACCUACACACCUGACAAUGUUUUGACACAGCAAAUUGACCAUUCACACCAUUCACCUCAUCUUGUCAUGCCAACAAAGAUGAAGGUAUCUAAGCAGAGGAGGAGAUCCCAGAGGUCUGGACCGUACCAACAUAAUCUUUUGAAGAGUUGGAUGGGCUGGAUCAUAUCUCUUUUAGUGCUCCUGAUGUUGCAUCUUCUUGCAAUCAACGUUGACCUUCUUGUCCAUGAUUCGAUGAUGAGAGACUCUCUGUAGUUCUCUUUCAAUAACCUACUUCAAAAAGAGAGAUGUCACAUGUUUCCAGUGGCUAAGUAGGCCUAGAAAUAGGCUGAAAACGUUUUUUUUUUAAAUGGAAGACAAACGACGCUACAGGUCCAUAUGAACUAGAACCAUGUUUCUAGGUUUCUUAUUCCCUUCAGCAAUAAGACUCCUGAACACUGCAAAACUUGUCUGAACAAUUUAUUUAUUUAUUUUGAAUUUCUCUCUUUUCUUCUUCCUUGUAUUGAGCUAAAUCCCUCUGUAACUAAAAACCAACAUGGUUGUGUAGCAAUAAAGUAUCUAUCUAUCUAUCUAUCUAUCUAUCUAUCUAUCUAUCUAUCUAUCUGUAUCUAAAUGGGAUUUACUUUUACCUUAAGACAUACAUGUGCGAUGUAAAUUCCAAGAAUGUACAGUAUGUACAGUAUGUAUAAAACAUUAUGUUAGAUUAAGAUACCAAGGAUGUAAAUGUUCUCAUGUGUAUUUGAUGACAGAAUUGCUCAAAACAAUUGUUUAUUGCCCUACAUCCAUGUUCUAUCCAUAUUCAUUGUCAAAUAGGAUUCAAACAUUUCUCCAUGUUCAUCAGCUAGCUGGCAAAAGGUUCUUUAUGAGCUGAGUGAAGUGAUUCAAGUGAAAUGGUAAUGUGGGUGGGAGCAAAUCAACACAAUUUGCUUGUGUAAUUGGUGAAAAGGGUUGUACCAAAUAUGUUUGUCUCUUUUCAAGUAAAACAUUUAUCCUAUUA
Molecule: messenger RNA, 2472 nt
Organism: Alosa sapidissima (American shad)
Lineage: Eukaryota; Metazoa; Chordata; Actinopteri; Clupeiformes; Clupeidae
Product: ubiquitin carboxyl-terminal hydrolase 47
Exons: 15
Coding region: 288-1730 (480 amino acids)
Biological process (GO): protein deubiquitination
Cellular component (GO): nucleus; cytosol
Molecular function (GO): cysteine-type endopeptidase activity; cysteine-type deubiquitinase activity
Source: RefSeq, a predicted model, not a curated record